UAUAAGGGUGUCAGCAUGCUGUGGUGACAGGCACACACACUCUCCUCUUCCGCUGGAUCUUCACCCCUCUUUUUGAUCAUCCAACAGGUCAUUAUGUCCACCAACGCCUCCGUUGUCUGCAACGACACCAGACAACCUGACGUCUUCCAUGUGUGCAUGUACUCCUUUAUUUUCAUUCUGGGUCUCGUUUUUAAUGUCCUUGCACUGGUCUUUUUCUGCUGUCAAACCAAAUCCAGAUCGCAAACCAUUGUCUACAUGACUAACCUGGCCUUAGCAGAUGUGCUGCUCACCCUCACACUGCCCAUGAGGAUCUAUUACCAUCUAGGCUAUUGUGGCCUUCCUGAGAUGCUGUGUGAAGUCCUUGGUUUGGUCCUGAAGGCCAACAUGUAUGGGAGCAUCUUCCUUCUGACGUGCAUGUGCUUUGACCGUUGCAUGGCCGUCUCCUUCCCUAUGUCAUCUCGUGUCCAGGCAGGGAGAAAGAAAGCGCCGCUGGUUUGUCUUGGAAUAUGGAUGCUCACCUUCGGGGCCAGCUUGCCCAUCUACAUUAAGCAAACAAACGUGAUCCAUGAUGAGAAUUGUUUUAAUAGAUUUCCGACCUUUGCCACAAAGCCAGUGGUGGUUGUACCCACUCUGUUAGUGGGGUUUGGGAUCCCGCUAGUAAUCAUGCUGAUCUGUUCCUGGGGUUUGGUCCGUGCUGUCCGACGAAGCUCAGUGGCCCAGACCAACCUGGUGGACAGCAGAAAGAUCCAGAGGAUGAUUGCCGCCAGCCUCUUCAUUUUCCUACUCAGCUUCCUCCCUUACCACGCCACCUUGGGUCUCCUCUCUGUGUAUGGACAAAAUACACCAUCGCCAAUGAAAGCUGCAUACCGCUACAGCCUAAUGUUGGCAUGUCUCAACUCAGUACUAGAUCCCAUUGCGUACUACUUCACCACGGACACCUUCCGGAGGAACAUAGACAUAGGUGCUGUUUGGAGGAUGUUUCCUUUGAAUAGUCAAAGUUCUGAUGUGAACAACAGGAGCAAUAUGCUUAACAGCUAAAAGACUGCUGGAGAACCACCCAACAGACACUGCCAUCCAACAAACUCCAAGGCCGACUGUCAACAACACAACUUGUUUUUUUUUACUUCAUUUUGCUUAGUUCCACUUUUUAAGAUUAAGCUGGCAGAUUUCAUGUUUCCAAUGAACAUAUUCCGCCUGCAAUCUUCUGUAGUUUUAGGGUUCAGUAUGAGGUAUAUGUCGGUGCCACCACACAAAAAGGGCCGCCCUCUGGAGUGUCCACAAGCUAAAAUGUUGCCCAAC
Molecule: messenger RNA, 1299 nt
Organism: Perca flavescens (yellow perch)
Lineage: Eukaryota; Metazoa; Chordata; Actinopteri; Perciformes; Percidae
Product: lysophosphatidic acid receptor 6
Exons: 2
Coding region: 94-1038 (314 amino acids)
Biological process (GO): positive regulation of Rho protein signal transduction; phospholipase C-activating G protein-coupled receptor signaling pathway
Cellular component (GO): plasma membrane
Molecular function (GO): G protein-coupled receptor activity
Source: RefSeq, a predicted model, not a curated record